Molecule: messenger RNA, 1386 nt
Organism: Erpetoichthys calabaricus (reedfish)
Lineage: Eukaryota; Metazoa; Chordata; Cladistia; Polypteriformes; Polypteridae
Gene: mppe1
Product: metallophosphoesterase 1
Exons: 9
Coding region: 168-1331 (387 amino acids)
Biological process (GO): endoplasmic reticulum to Golgi vesicle-mediated transport; GPI anchor biosynthetic process
Cellular component (GO): endoplasmic reticulum-Golgi intermediate compartment
Molecular function (GO): phosphoric diester hydrolase activity
Source: RefSeq, a predicted model, not a curated record
AUGACAGAAUGUGUAGAAAUGCGUGCAGUUCGUUCUCUUAAUCGGCUAAACAGUUGAAGCCCCUGCGAGUCCUUGUGGGUGCCGAUAACCGGCUGCUGUGUGCCUCUCGUUCCCACUGGGCAUCAUUACAUAAAUGGUAUCUUUGCAUUAGCAAAACAAAUCCUGCCAUGCCGGGACUCUGUGGCAAGGGGAAAUUUGCCUUUAUUUCCUUGUGGUUUAUUAUCUGCGUUUUCGUGUUUUGUGAAUUUUUAAUAUACUACACUGUGAUGUUUUCUUGUGUUUGGCCCGACAAUGAAGCCACCCUUAGCAGUCAAAGGGGAGAAGGGUCGACACCCGUCCUGAAGACCCUCGUUUUAUCGGACACGCAUCUGCUGGGCGCCAUCAAUGGACACUGGUUUGACAAAGUGCGAAGGGAAUGGCAGAUGGAAAGAGCAUUCCAAACAGCUUUGUGGCUCCUACAACCUGAGAUCGUGUUUAUUCUUGGAGACAUCUUUGAUGAAGGGAAAUGGAGUUCAUCAGAGGACUGGGAAGAUGAUGUGAGACGCUUCCGCCAGAUGUUUCGACAUCCAACUAAUACGGAGCUGCUUGUCGUGGUUGGCAACCAUGACAUUGGCUUUCAUUACGAAAUGAGCUGGUUCAAGCUGCAGAGGUUUGAAAAAGUCUUCAAUAUCACAUCUGCAAGAAUUGUGACCAAGAAAGGUGUGAACUUUCUUUUGGUGAACAGCGUUGCACUUCACGGGGACGGCUGCUCCAUCUGCCAGGACGUUGAAGAUGAGCUCAUUAAGAUUUCCCGAGCGCUGAAUUGCUCAAUCCAGAAAAAUGUAAUGAAAGAACAGUGCCGUGAUAUUGAACAUCUCCCAGCAUCACGCCCCAUCCUCCUUCAGCAUUACCCGCUUUACAGAAUUAGUGAUGUUGAAUGUACUGGGGAAGAUGCAGCUACCCUUGAAGAAAGGAACCUAGUUUUCAAACAGCAGUACGAUUCUCUUUCCUUGGUAGCAUCUCACAAGCUGCUCUGGUGGUUUCAGCCCCGGCUGAUCUUGAGCGGUCAUACACACAGUGCUUGUGAGAAGCUCCACAGUGGGAAGUUUCUUGAGAUCAGUGUCCCAUCAUUCAGCUGGAGGAACCGCAACAAUCCCAGCUUCAUUUUGGGCAGCAUAUCCUCAUACAAUUUUACUCUCUCCAAGUGUUUUCUGCCCCGUGAGAGCACCGUUAUAUCCAUUUACUGCAGUGCUGGUGCUCUGUUGAUCAUCAUAAUAUUAACAUAUUGUCAACUACUGAAAAAGAAUCUUCACUAUGCACAGUGUCUGGUUAGCAAGCAUAAAAUCCUGUGACUCUUUUUCCAAUCACACAUUUCAAUGAUUUGCCGAAACAGAUUAAUCUUGUGAC